UCGAAUUGAUUCAAAAAUGCCGGUUAUUUUUGUGAUUCCGUUUAGUUUAUUAAAUUGAAAUAUAAAUGUUAUAAUUCUUUCUGUUAAUACUAUCGUAGCAUAAGUUAUAUUAGUUUAGGGCGUAAUAUCUUUACAGUAAGGUAACAAUACCUCAUUAGAAGUUUUUUUAUGCUUAAAAGUAUCCUUGGAAUUUAAAACAAAAAAAAUGGAUAACAUGUUUGAUGAUGUAGAACCAGAGCAAAUUGAAGUUGAAGAUGUUUUUCGCACAAUCUUCUCUGCCUGUGAUCCAGAGAACACCAAUUUAGUUCGCGUUUCCAGACUAAUAGAGUUUAUUAAACCGUUUCUCUCUGAAGACCUAAACCCUUUGGAAGAUUUAAGGUCUACAUUAGACCCUGACGGAACAGAUAUUUUAGUAAAUGCCAGCACAUUUUAUGAAAUUAUUGGCCAGUGGAGUCAAAAGCUUAGCUCAACCUCGCCCCAAAAAGAUGAUGACUUUAAUCAAUCCAGGAAUCUCUCAACGGAACCAAAGGAUUUAUCCUACUUACACUCAACCCCAAGGACAAGCUUAGGCGAUAAGCUUCUCAAAUGUAAAGAUUUACUCAAUAUGUCUAAUGUUUCUGGUUAUAGUUUAUCCACCAGCCACUGUGGACCUGGAGAUUUUAAGCUGCUGGAACCUGAGACAACUCAGCUAGAAGAAGAGAAAAAGGAAUUGGAACACCAAUUAGCAAAAAUUUCAAAGGAAUUGCUGGUGACUAAACAUAUGUUGAAAUUAGCAGAAGAACAAUCAGACAAGUUGCAAGAUGACCUUAACAGGGUCAACAGAAGACUUCUGGAGGAGCAACAAGUCAUAGAACACUUACAAAAGAACACAAAUAAUGAUGAAGACCUUAAAGAUGAAAUAAACAGGUACAAGAAUUAUAUUGCAGAACUUAAAAAGAAAGUAACAGACCUUGAACAGGAUAAUGCUGAGUUUAGAAAACUGGUGGAAGAUGUUGAAAAAGAGAAACUGAAAGUAGAGAAAAAGUUAAAUUCAUUGUCUACUGAACAUGAGGCUUGCUUAACAGCACUGUCGGAUGUCACCCUGGCCAUGGACAAUAUGAGAAAAAUGAUAGAUGAAAAAUUGCAAGAGAAAGAGAGCAAAUUGGAGAGAUUUGAAAGGUGUUUUAAGGAACUUCAAGAUUUGGUGGAGAUGCUUGAGGAAAAAAAUUUGGCUUUAAUCAGCGAACUAGCAAAAUGUAAAUCUGACAAAUCAACAAGCUGUGCCCACUCGAACUUGGGCAAAUAUUUCGAUCCACCAUCACCAAGUACAAGUCAACACUCCAGUCCACAAAAAAUGAGUGCAAGACCAAAAUGUGAGUCCCUACAUUUACUUAAGAGGGCGCUUAAUCGUUUUUCAAGUACUCCCCAGGGCGAACAUUCUAUAUUGAAUACUAGCCUACCGUCAUAUUUGAAAACCCCUGUGUGUAGCCCUUUGGAUCCAGGCAGCAGCGAGGAAGAUCUAAUGUCAAAAUUUCACAAUUCUGGAAACACUUCCAACUCUGAGAAGAAUGGCCAACAGUCUCUGUGGGCUGAAAUGAGUAAAGUUGACCCUAGGAGGUACAGCGCCAUUUUAAAUGACACGGAAUUGUUCGAAAAAAACGAACAAAUAACAGAGUUGGAAUAUAAAGUUGAAACUCUGGAAAAAGAACUUGACGAGUUAAAAAGUAAGAACGGCGAAUGGGAGAAACUCGCUGCAGAUUUAACCGGAAAUAAUGAAGCUUUAUGCGGGGAGAUUGAUGAUCUGAAAGUAGCCAUACAAGAGAAAAACGCUGAACUGGAAUGCUUGAGGAAUGAGCUGGAAGAUGCAAGAAAGCUAACAAAGAUUGGUGUAGAGGCAGAUUUGGAACCCACGAUAACCGACAAUAAAAAACAUCUUGCUGCAGUAACAACAUUUCUCCAAGCCGAAAAAACCUCUGCAGAUGAGAAGCUACACAGCUUAAUAAACCACCUUGGUAUAUCCGAAAACUUUCAGGAAGUCCAAGAACUUAAAGGGAUCAUAGACAAACUGUUACAUCAGAACCGAGAGUUGCACGAAGAGAACUUUACGGCCAAGAAAAAGGCGGAAAUUAUGACGGCAAAAUGCCAGAAUUUGAUGCAGAAAAUCGCGGUUUUACAGGAUGAAAAUUCAUGGGUAGCAGAGGUGGAAAAGGAAAGGAAUAAAAGUAUGGAAGCGAGAGAGAAAUAUGAGAAGGAGCUGAUAGAAUAUAAAGAAACCAUAGAAAAAAAAAUGGUGGCCGACUUCGAAAACAGAACAAAACACUCUCUGGAUUCCGAAAAGAAAAUUCACAAGCUUACGCAAAGUCUACACGAAAAAACCUUGAAACUAAAAGACGCCGAAACCCGCAUUGAAGACUUAUCGAACCAGAACAAACUGAUCCAGCAGGAAAUCGACGAGUGUCGCGAGCUAAAGGACAUUUUAGAAAUAAAACUAAUCGAACUACAAACCCAAAACCAAGAGGAACGAAUCAAGAUAAGUAACAUGGGCGGCUUAUGUACGGACAUAACCAGUUUCGUAAAAGACAAAAACCGCGUGAUUGAGGAGUUAAAAAACCUCAAUACGACUUUGGAACGUAAAUUAAACGAGGCCCACGCGGACUUAAAACGGAAAAUCGAAACUCUAUGGGAAAUGCAACGCGAUCUGGCCAAAGGGGAUGAGGUGAAAAACGAACUUUGGACCAAAAUGAAAUCGUUGGAAAAUGUCAUAAACGUUAAAAUAAGCGAAAUAAACCGGCUAGAAAUAAACAGUGAAUUCCAAAAGGUCGAAUACAGUAACUUACUUAUUAUCCACGACCUGGAACUGAACAAAAACGCGUCACUUGAGAAUAAUUUGAAAAAGUGCCAGAACGAAUUGUUACAAGUAAACGAGAUUUUAAGCGAAUCUGAGGCGAAAGCACAACGUUUAAGUGAACAAUCGGCAGCUUUACAGACCCUCGUGAUCGAGUAUGAAACGGCCGUAAGCCAAAUCAAGAAAACUUAUUCAGACUACAAAGAGUCUCAGCAAAAGAAGCUUGAGGAAAAAUGCGAAGAAAUUCAAGCACUACAGGCCCGUCUUAAGGAAUAUACCGACGCAGAAAGAGCUGAUGUGGAUGCACAAACGAUCCUCGAUGAUAUCCCGGACUUGGACCAGUUACUAAACGAAUUGAAAGCGAAACUCAAUAACGAAAUGGAUAAAAACAAACAGUUAACCGAAGAUUUACUACAGUUGCAAAGUAACUAUUCAGAAAACGUUCAGGAACUUGAGAGAAUGCGUCAAAAACUUGAAGAUAAUGAACUGGACAUGUCUCAGAGGCUUCAGGAAAACCAUAAUUUGCUUAAUCACCAACUACGUGAAACGAAAGAGUAUGCUAAAAAUAAGAAUAAAGAGCUAAAUUUAGUAAAUAUCGAGUUACUUGAGACUAAGGAAAUGUUGGCUAAACAAGACCUUUUGAUACAGAAUCAGCAAAAUAAAUUGAGAAGGAAAGAUGAGGAAAUGGCCAAAAUUGAAAAAGAAUUGGGACGACUGCAUUCAGAGAUUUUGGACUUAGAAGGGAGCAAUAAGAAGCUAACCGCUGAAAAUGUUCGGCUAAGCCAAAACCUGCAAAAUAUCGAGACUACUUUGACUGAUGAAUUUAACAAACGUCUUAAAGAUCUUACGUCGGAAUUGAAUAAGAAAAAAACGGAAGUGGAAGAACUUCAAAGCGAAAAUACAACUGUCAGAGAAGAACUGCUAAAAAUACAGGAAGAUAAUCAGAAUCUUCGAGUUCAAGCAGAAGCAGUUAAACAGCUUCAAAAGGAUAAAAAAGAAUUGCUGGCUAUAAAAGAUGACUUGGAUCAAGUUAUGGCAAAUCUUAUUGAAGAAUUAAACGGCAAAAAGAAGGAAAUAGAAGAGGUUCAAACCAGAAACUCAACUGUUAGAGAAGAACUAGAAAAAGUCCAGGAAGAAAAUAGGAAUCUUGUUGCCCAAGCUUCCUUAUCAGCUUAUGCCCAUAAAAACCUUCAAAAAGAACUUUUGGCUACAAAAGAAUCUAAAGAUGACUUAAACGCAGUUAUCGUAAAUCUGACAGUGGAAUUAAACGACAAAAAGGUGGAAAUAGAGGACCUUCAAAGCAAAAACUUGUCUGUGGGCCAACAACUAGUAAAAAUGCAAGUAGAAAAUAACGAUCUCAUUGAACAAGUCUCUUUAUCAUCUCAUGAAUUGACCAACCAAAAAGAACUCACCAAGGAGCUUCAAGAAGACAAAGAAAACUUAUUGAGGGAACUGUCAACUGUAAAGCAAGCCAAAGAGGACGUGAACCAAGAGUUGAUCACUUUAAGGGAAACUAAUUCAUCUAUAAUAGUGCGCCUGCAAGAAGAAGAAACAAAAACCAAACACCAGUUCGAACAAUAUUUAACGUUAAAACGUGAAAAUGAUAAUUUACGUUUCGAACUGAAAGAGUGCGAGGCCCUCUUGCAAAACAGCCAAAUAAUAUCGCACAAAAAGCAACAAGAGCUCGCCGAAUAUAAAGUGAAAUGUGUGGAAAUGGAGGCGAAACUAAACUGCCAAAAAGAAAAACUCGACGAUUUAGAAGCGAAUUACGAUCUGUGUGUUAAGCAAGUCAAAACCGUUACAGCGGAACGCAAUAAGUUAUCAAACGAUUUAGAAAAAGUUACUGGGAAAACGAAGACUUACUCCAAGCAGCAAGUCAUGAUCGAAAGACUAAAAGUGCAAAUCGAAGAGCUGGAGCUAAAGUUGCGGCAGAAAACCCUCUCGAGUGAAGAGUUAACGGCCAAACUGACAGCCCAUGAGGAAUUGUCCACUUUGAACGAGCACAUUUUGGAAAAACGGAUGGAAUGCGAAAUGUUGGAGUUACAAGUGACAAGUUCUAAAAGUCACGUGGAGGCCCUCGAGGAUCGACUCAGUAUUUUGGAAGCUGAAGUGCAAAAUGCUAAUAGGAGGUUACAAGAGAAGAGAGGGAGUUGUGUGGAAGUUGGUACUCAGACUAUGAAGCAAACGCGUGAAUCGAAGCCAAUCAAUAAAUUCACACUAUCAAAUCAGUCGGAAGAUUUGGACCUGCCGUGUUUCGGUGCAGACUCACUGGCACACCUAAGGUUCCCAUGCGCUCCAAUUUCAGCCCAUAGUACCCAUACUGAGUCUUGCGUGGAAGUGCCUUCGAUAGACGUAAAAGGGUUUGCUGAUAUUAUUGAAGAGUUGGAUUUGGCGGAGCUUUCUUCCAGUCAAUCCUUAAAGGACCUCGAAGAAAAAGUGACAGCAUUAACCCUAAGACUCGUAACAAAUUCAGAUACUUUAAGCAAAAGGAUAGAGAGCCACACCGAAAAGUACAGAAGUCAAUUCGAAAAGGCGGUAUUGCUCAUUUCGGACAUUUCAUAUCGAUUAAGGGACCACGUGUGUAUUGGUACAGCUGAACCGAUCGCCCCAGUGUUCGUACUAUUGGAGGAAGUGAAACAGAGCAUGAGCAACAUGAUCCAGGACGCGGGACAAGUUGGCGCGUUGAUAUGCGAAAACAGAAUGCGACCCUGCUGGAAUUUGUUCAUUAAUUAUUCGGCUUUACUGAGGCAGGAAAGUGAGGCUUUGGCGAACAUUUCCAGGGAAACCACGACAACGCAAACUGGUAAAGUCCGAAAAAGAAGCAAAUUUACCCAAGACCAGAACCAUGAUACAGAAGAGAAGUUGGUACAAAGAAGGUAAAACUAAUAAUGUUGGAGUCGAUUGGGUCGUUGCUCGAAAUUCUGUAUUAUGGCGCUUUUGGUGGGGUUUGUGGCCGUAGCGGCGGGUCUACUGUUAAACUUGAACUGCAGACUGUCCGCAUCGCCACAUCAACAUUGUCCCUUGGACAGUCUGGCGCAAAGAAUAAGUAACGGAUUUCCGCCGAUGUAGCGAUUUAAGUAGUUUUUGAAUAUUAAACGUUUUAUUAUG
Anthonomus grandis grandis is the source of this 5932-nucleotide messenger RNA. Its product is annotated as girdin-like. NCBI's taxonomy places the organism in Eukaryota, Metazoa, Arthropoda, Insecta, Coleoptera, Curculionidae. Bases 206 to 5704 code for a protein of 1832 amino acids. The record is from RefSeq and is a predicted model, not a curated record. The transcript has 18 exons.